GGGACAGCCAGGGACAGGCAGACAUGCAGCCAGAGCCCCGAGGUCUGGACAGGGGCUGCCGGGUUCCGUGACUGGAGGACCCCGAGCCCCUGGCCCGGGGAGGGGCCAUGGUGCUGCCUGCCCAACAUGUCAGCCGAGGUGCGGCUGAGCCGGCUCCAGCAGCUGGUGCUGGACCCUGGCUUCCUGGGGCUGGAGCCCCUGCUCGACCUUCUCCUGGGCGUCCACCAGGAGCUGGGGGCCUCCGACCUGGCCCAGGACAAGUAUGUGGCCAACUUCUUGCAGUGGGUGGAGCCCAUCGCGGCGAGGCUUAAGGAGGCCCGACUGCAGAGGGAUGACUUCGAGAUUCUGAAGGUGAUCGGACGCGGGGCGUUCAGCGAGGUGGCGGUAGUGAAGAUGAAGCAGACGGGCCAGGUGUAUGCCAUGAAGAUCAUGAAUAAAUGGGACAUGCUGAAGAGGGGCGAGGUGUCGUGCUUCCGCGAAGAGAGGGAUGUGUUGGUGAACGGGGACCGGCGCUGGAUCACAGAGCUGCACUUCGCCUUCCAGGAUGAGAACUACUUGUACCUGGUCAUGGAGUACUACGUGGGCGGGGACCUGCUAACGCUGCUGAGCAAGUUUGGGGAGCGGAUCCCGGCAGAAAUGGCGCGCUUCUACCUGGCAGAGAUUGUCAUGGCCAUAGACUCGGUACACCGGCUGGGCUACGUACACAGAGACAUCAAACCCGACAACAUCCUACUGGACCGCUGCGGUCACAUCCGUUUGGCCGACUUCGGCUCCUGCCUCAAGUUGCAGGCGGACGGAACGGUGCGGUCUCUGGUGGCUGUGGGCACGCCGGACUACUUGUCCCCCGAGAUCCUGCAGGCGGUGGGCGGCGGGCCCGGGAUGGGCAGCUACGGGCCCGAGUGUGACUGGUGGGCUCUGGGAGUGUUCGCCUAUGAGAUGUUCUACGGGCAGACGCCCUUCUACGCCGACUCCACGGCUGAGACCUACGGCAAGAUCGUGCACUACAAGGAGCACCUGUCUCUACCACUGGCCGAUGGGGGGGUCCCUGAGGAGGCUCGAGACCUCAUCCAGCAGCUGCUGUGUCCCCCUGAGAUGCGGCUGGGCCGGGACGGAGCAGGUGAUUUCCAGAAUCAUCCUUUUUUCUUUGGCCUUGACUGGGACGGUCUCCGAGACAGCGUGCCCCCUUUUACGCCGGAUUUUGAGGGUGCCACUGACACGUGCAACUUCGAUGUGGUGGAAGACGGGCUCACUGCCAUGGUGAGCGGGGGCGGGGAGACGCUGUCGGACAUGCGGGAAGGCAUGCCACUGGGGGUCCACCUGCCCUUUGUGGGCUACUCCUACUCCUGCAUGGCCCUCAGGGAUGAGGAGGUCCCAGGCCCCACAGCCAUGGAACUGGAGGCCGAGCCAUUGCCUGAGCCACCUGUGCAAGCAGCCAGCCCGGAGCCCACCGUGCCCCCACCAGAGGAAACAGUGUCUUUGGAGAAGAAGGCUGAAGCAGCGAUUCCGGAAGCCAUUCCAGCCUCGGCGGAGGCCCAGGAGGCCCGGAUGACGCUGCGGGAGCUCCAGGAGGCUCUGGAGGAGGAGGUGCUUACUCGGCAGAGCCUGAGCCGGGAGCUGGAGGCCAUCCGCACAGCUAACCAGAACUUUGCCAGUCAGCUCCGUGAGGCCGAGGCCCGGAACCGAGACCUGGAGGCGCACGUCCGGCAGCUGCAGGAGCAGAUGGAGCUGCUGCAGGCGCGGGGAGAUGCAGCUGUCACGGGGGUCCCCAGUCCCCGGGCCACGGAUCUACCUUCCCAUCUAGAUGGCCCCCCGGCCGUGGCUCUGGGCCAAUGCCCGCUGGUGGGGCCAGGCCCCAUGCACCGCCGCCACCUGCUGCUCCCUGCCAGGGUCCCUAAGCCUGACCUAUCGGAGGCGCGUUCCCUGCUCCUGUUCGCCGUUGCUCUGGCUGAUGCCGCCGCCUUGGGCCGCACUGGGUUGGUGGCCUACGCCGAACAUCUCGCCCCGGUCUGGCGCCACCCAGGAGCCGCCUUCGCCUCCUGAACCCUAGAACCCAAGCCGGAGGGUUGGGUGACCUGGGCCAUCGCCCAGAAGCCGCUCCCACCGUCUCGGCGUUCACAACGCUCCAAGCGUGGGUCUCCACCACAACUCCAGCCCUGUGAUCCGGGCCCGCCCCCUGGCGGCCGGGGAGGGAGGAGCCGGGCCCGCGGUUGGAGCACGGCGCUCCGGGAAGGCUUGCAACCGGGAAUGCUGCAGCUGCUGCCGGAGGGAAUCGCAGACCACUUCCUUCCUGCGGCCUGGCUGAGGCCCCGACAUGGACGGGCAAACUGCCAUCUAGAGAAGGCAGCAGGGCCAGGGCUCGGCCAUCAGUUUAUCACCCUCCCCACCUCCCCACUGCCCCUACCCCGCCCCAUCGGCUCGCAGACCACAAAUCCUUCUGCAUGAGGCCCCGCUAUACCGGGAACGUCCUCUUCCCGCGGCGAACGUCUAGUGCGAGCUCCGCCCGCCCGCUCUCUCGGGAACCUUCUGCUUUUGCCAGCCCCGCUUUUUCGGGGACUCCCGCGCCCUCCUCACGUGAGCUGCUCUCGGAGCCACUGCAGGCUCCGCCCGCCUCGGCAGUUUGGGUAUUUAUUGACCUGUCCUCCGACCCGCUGACAGGUUCCAGGACCCCAGCGCCCUAAUCCACGUUUUGGAUGCACUGAGACCCCGACAUUCCUCAGUAUUUAUUGUCUCUCCCCACCUAGGACCCCACCCCCGAUCCUCGCGAAUAAAAGGCCCUCCCGUCUGCCCGAA
Messenger RNA from Neogale vison (American mink), 2790 nucleotides. RefSeq names its product DM1 protein kinase (gene DMPK). Gene Ontology annotation, biological process: peptidyl-threonine phosphorylation; actomyosin structure organization. The transcript has 15 exons. Gene Ontology annotation, molecular function: ATP binding; protein serine/threonine kinase activity. The coding region runs from base 127 to 2040 and encodes 637 amino acids. The record is from RefSeq and is a predicted model, not a curated record. Lineage: Eukaryota; Metazoa; Chordata; Mammalia; Carnivora; Mustelidae. Gene Ontology annotation, cellular component: cytoskeleton; cytoplasm.